CACAAUGGUUGCCCUUUUAACGGUUGCUGAGUCCUUACCUCAAAUAAAUGUGAACGAGCUACAAUCAGUAAAGCUGUAAGAACCCACCCACACACACAAUGGCAGCCCAAGGCAAAAGAGCAAACAAAAAAAGCAGACCGAAGCAGGACGGACACAAAGGACAACGAGCUGAGCCCACAUCCUUGGCCUGUCGCUUUCAAUGGCAAUUGCCCAAAAACGAAAGAAGAGAAACGUUUGCUGUGACUAGAAUGGGACUGUCCACAUGCAUAGUUGUGGAGCAAUCCAUCACACAGGAGUCAGUGAAGCGAAGGCGCUAUGCCAUAGUGCCGACUGUCCGGCCAACGCAAGGGGCAACCGGCGCACAAGUCACGUGUGCUGUCACUCCAAAGAGCUGCUCCCACGCCCAUCUGCUAGCCAGAUGCAAUUUGUGCCGUAACAAGUUAACACCCGCAGCAACCAGACUAAGUAAGAAGACAGCCAACAACUAACUGUUUUAUACAAAUAAAACUAGCA
This is a messenger RNA of Drosophila hydei, 513 nucleotides long. RefSeq lists its product as uncharacterized. The record is from RefSeq and is a predicted model, not a curated record. Bases 99 to 488 code for a protein of 129 amino acids. The transcript has 2 exons. Lineage: Eukaryota; Metazoa; Arthropoda; Insecta; Diptera; Drosophilidae.